AUGUCGGACUCUGACCUCUCGGAUGCGCCCAUGACGCCCCUCCCUGCAGACGAUGAACUCGAGAAGAGUUUGCGACGCGAAGUUGUGAAGGCGCAACGAGCGGGUGCUGAGGAUUCUACGGUCAACUCGAUACGCGCCGCAUCCGAAGAAAGCUUAGGCUUGAAGUCGGGUUUCUACAAGAAUCAUGAGACCUGGGUGGCCCGAAGCAAACAGAUUAUCAAAGAACAAUUCGCUGUACAAGACGUUGCUCGAAGCUCUUCGCCUCCGCCAUCGAAAGUGAAGAAGCCUGUGGCGGCUAACGGGCCUAAAAAGCGCGUUUCUGAGGAGCGGGAACCAUGGCCAAGGAAGAGAAAGAAGGUUGUGAAUAAGCCUGAAAAGUCGGUUUCUUCAGACGAUUUAUCUUCGCCGCCGAGCGAGAGCGAUUUUGAGAGUCCAGAAGAGAAACCGAAGAAAAAGCAACAGCGAAAGCCUUCUCAUUCCGUGACAAACCAAAAAUCCAAGACCGCAGUCCCUUCGCAAAAGAAGCGCCCUGUGGCCAAAGUUGAUACAGACAGUGACGAGCCUGAAGAGAACAAGUCCCAGUCCGAGGAAGAAAAGAAGGACGAGGUCAAAAAGAAUGCCGUGACCUCCUCCAAAAAACAACAGACGGAAGAUGACGAUGACGAUGACGAUAGCGAAAUGUCGGAACUGUUGGACGAGGCACCACCUCCGAAAAAGCGACAGAAGCAGAAAGACUCGACAGGAGAAAAGUCCAGCAAAGCAAAGCCCGCCAAGUCCAGAACUGAAACAGACACAGACCCUGACCAGGCAGAGAUCAAGCGACUCCAGGGCUGGCUUGUGAAGUGUGGCAUACGAAAGGUUUGGGGAAAGGAGCUCAAGCCUUAUGACACCCCGAGGGCGAAGAUCAAGCAUCUGAAGGAUAUGUUGACGGAUGCCGGGAUGACUGGUCGGUUUUCGGUCGAAAAAGCAAGCCAGAUCAAGGAAGCGCGAGAGCUUGCUGCCGAUAUCGAGGCGGUCCAAGAAGGUGCCGAGAGAUGGGGCGCAGAUGAUGAAGAUGGCGAGGUCAGGACCAAGGAGGAUGGGCGACCGGUCAGGCGACUGGUGAGAGGAGCGAAGAAUUAUGACUUCCUCAGUAGUGAUGGCGAGGAGACAGAUUGA
Messenger RNA from Exophiala bonariae, 1158 nucleotides. RefSeq lists its product as uncharacterized. The record is from RefSeq and is a predicted model, not a curated record. NCBI's taxonomy places the organism in Eukaryota, Fungi, Ascomycota, Eurotiomycetes, Chaetothyriales, Herpotrichiellaceae. Gene Ontology annotation, cellular component: nucleus. The transcript has 2 exons. Bases 1 to 1158 code for a protein of 385 amino acids.